Molecule: messenger RNA, 1683 nt
Organism: Peronospora belbahrii
Lineage: Eukaryota; Oomycota; Peronosporomycetes; Peronosporales; Peronosporaceae
Source: the annotation of a GenBank genome assembly
AUGCGAAUGAAAUUCCGUUUGAGAAAAAAAGCACCAGCGGGAUUUUAUGAUGUGUCCAAGGAAAAACGCAUGGCGAGCAAAGGUAUUGACCCGAAACGUGCAAUUCUGCAAUUGGAUCAGCUUGAAGGUGUAAGACGUGAUACGCAAGAGAAAAAAGAGCGCGCACAGGAUGCAAAGAGACAAAAAACACUCAUGAAGUCCAAUCUACCCCAGAUCAUUGCGGCAGUGAAUGAGAAAAACGAUCCAAUUCAUGCCAUUAAACGCACUCCGCUAGAACUCCCUGCUCCUGUGAUUUCCAACGACGAGUUAAGUGAUCUCGCAAAACUAGGCAUGCAUGCUACCCAUGCGGCUGCGCUCGCGCUAGAAAAUGGCUCGGCCUCCGAGACGCGUGCUCUCAUGGGUGACUACAGUGCCACCCCGCUUCGUUCUGUCACUCGAGGAGACGCAACGGCUACACCGUUAAUUCGAGACGUGCACGACAAUAUUAUGCAGGAAACGGCAAACCUGCUAGCCAUGCGGAACAGUGCUACUCCUCUUCUAGGUGGUGAAAACGUCGAGCUAUACGAGGGAACGGGUUAUGCUGGGGCGACUCCGUCACGUACACCCUCGUCAGCUGUUGCUAGUGGUGCGAGUGCCAAAACAUCGAUGUCUGCGACGCGUACGCCUCUGCGUGACGAGCUAGGUAUCAAUCCGGAGCAUCUGUAUGGCACAGAAGCUGAGAACGCCAGUGCAGAAAAAGCUCGAACGAAGCGGUUGGCCAGCAGCCUUCGUCAAAGUUUAAAUAGCUUGCCCGCGCCACAAAAUGAGUACGAGAUCAAUGUUCCGGAGAAAGAGGAAGCUGAUGACGAUCGUGCCACUGCUCUUCGGGAGGAGGAUGCUGGAGAGCAAGAAGCUCGCGAGCAACAGCAGCGCGAGCUGGAUCGAGAGCGCGAACUCAAGCGACGGUCCACAGCUGUGCAAAAGAGUCUUCCUCGUCCUUCGAAGGUGAAAAAGGUGUUGAUUCACAGCGCGGUGAGCGAGGUCGCGGAUGAAAUGUACCGCAUGCUAGAACAUGAUGUUACCAAAUAUCCAGUGGACGAUGGCAAGUCCAAGAAAAGCAAGAAGCGCAAAACAUCCUCCAGCGCUGGUGCAGUGCCGCACCUGCAGCAACUCUCGGAUGCUGAAAUGGAACGUGCGCGGCAAAUGGUACAGAUUGAAGCCAGUCUAUGUGGCAUGGACGAGAUGUGGAAGCCCAAAGAUGCUUUAAAUCUAAGUGCGGAGUGGACAGAAGUGCAAGCGCGUUAUUUGAGCAAAGCGGAGGGUGAUGGAACAAGCGGCGUAUUUUUUCAGUUUGCUUCAUCCACUGACGACAAGUUGCGUGCCGUGCAAGCUUGUUUUGCAGAGCUAAAGGAAACUGAGCAACUCCUUACCAAACGCGCGCAGAAGCUCAAUGAACGUGCGCAAAUCGUAAACGGUGGAUUGUACCGCCGCUUGAAGCAAGGCCUGGAGACGCUGCAUGACCACGUGACAGAGCUUCAAAAUGCUGCGAUUGAACAGGCGUGCUUUGAGAAUUUGUCAAGUCUUGAGACCCGGGCUUUGCAAAGUCGCAUGACACGGCUGGCGAAUGACGUGAACUCGCAACAGCUGGUUGAAGUCAAAUUGCAGAAACAGUAUGCGGCGCUGCUUCAAGAGCAACAAUGGUAA